AUGAAGAAAGGUGGUUCCAGAAAGAUGUCAAAUGCCACUGAUGAUUUACCAGAGUUUUUCAAGGUUUACACCUCUGCUCUAAGUUCCGAUUUGAUGAGAAUUCCACCAGAUUUUAUCACCAAAUUUGCUGGGAAUAUUCCGACAACGUGCACGUUGGAAAGGCCACAGGUUGCAUCUUGGAAAGUUGAUGUGUGCAAAGUGAAGGAUUGUUGGUUUUUCCAAAAGGGUUGGCCUGAUUUUGUGGAAGAUAAUUCUUUACAAGAUGCUGAUUUUCUCACAUUUUGCUAUCUUGGGAAUUCCUUGUUUUGUGUCAACAUAUUCGCACCAAAUGGUUGUGCAAAAAGAGGUCAAUCUGCAGGUACUAAUGUUCCAACACAUGAGGUCCAUCCAAGAAAAGUGGAAGAUAUCAACAAAAACCCUAAUUUCACCAUUGUGCUAACCAAGGGAUACUUGAAGAAGCGGGUUGUGCGUAUGCAACGGAAGUUUUGGAAUGCACACAUGAAAAAGCAUAAAGGAUCAAGACUGGAUGCUACUCUUUGGGUGGAAAAUCAAGAAUGGAAUGUGGGAGUGUUGAAACGUCAUGAUAGUAUUCUAAUUACGAAAGACCCAAUUGAGGUUAUGGUGACAGUUUCAAUCCCACCAAAAUAUGGUUGUCUACUUUGA
Molecule: messenger RNA, 663 nt
Organism: Salvia hispanica
Lineage: Eukaryota; Viridiplantae; Streptophyta; Magnoliopsida; Lamiales; Lamiaceae
Source: RefSeq, a predicted model, not a curated record